UGUGAAUAAAAAUUAAAAAAAAUCAACACUUAAAAACUUUUGGCCGGUGCACAUGCAAAUCCCACACAGGAAAGUCAGGUUUGAAGUUGGGAAUGACAGAUUGGCUAAUUUCCCAAGUUCAAAAAGUCCCCUAUCACAACACAGCAAGAACGUCCACCUUACCUUUAUGAUACUUUGUGGCAUAAAGGUAACCUAACUACAUUUGCAAUCAUAAAUGUAACAAAUAAUGCUACAGUUUUUUUUUUUUAAUUGGUUUGGCGCAGUUUUCACAAGCAAUUGGUACAUUUUCAAAACUCUUCAUACUUAUAUCACAACAGAUCAUCAAAAGUGCACCUUUUUCAAACAUUUCAGCAUAUUUCCAAUUGUGUUAGUACAAUACACAUAAUGACAAAAUAUCCUUUUCACUACACAAAAUAUGUGUUUCAUCUAAAUAAAUGUUUCAUUCACAGUUACUGCCUUUCAUAAUGUUAUCACUAUAAAAUUUUUGAUUUGCAUCUCUUAUCAUUCAGUUUAAUACAUUUGUCUGUCAUUCAAUUCAACUGAUCUUAAUGUUUAAUCAAUGAAUCAUUCAUUAUGUCCAUGGACUUCCAACUUGACUGAUUGUUGUCUGGUCAUUUGUAAGUUACACAUUGCUGCAAGAGCUUUCAAUCUAGAAAUACUAAUUGCUAAUCGUUUCCCCCUGAUGAUCACAAUUAGUUACCAUAUAAGUAGAACUGUGUUUGAGACUUUGCACUGUUCAAAUAUGGAGCAGGAUAGACUCGUAGGGAGAGGAAACCUUCAUCGAAGAGGUGGUGGUGCUCCUCGACAGAGAGGUGGGCACAGACAAAGAGAGAGAGGUGGUGGUGCUCCUCGACAGAGAGGUGGGCACAGACAAAGAGGAAGAGGUGGUGGUGCUCCUCGACAGAGAGGUGGUCUUCAGAGAAAUGUAGGCAGAAGACAACGCACCAUCAUCUCUAAUGAAGUCCGGGCCAUCGUUGUUGACCAUGUGGUUAACAGAGGCUUUACCAUGGCUGAGGCUGCCAGGUUGGUACAGCCUAAUUUACAAAGGUCAACUGUCAGCUCUAUCAUCCAAACUUUUCGCCAAGAAAACCGAAUUAACAGGAGACAACCUGGUGGUGGUCGCCCACGUGUUUUGACUGACCAGCAGGAGUUGGCUGUGGUGGAAAUGGUCAGGGCAAGGAAUGACAUACGGCUGUCUGAAAUCAAACAGGCUAUUGAGAACAGCAAUAACACCUUUGCCAAUGUGCCAUCAAUUAGCCUUCCAACGAUUGCCCGGCUUUUGAAGAAGCACCAGGUUUCCAUGAAACAAAUCUACUUGGUUCCUUUUGAGAGGAACAAUGUCCGGGUGAAACAACUGCGUUCAGAAUAUAUUCAGAGGGUGAUGGAGCUGGACGCUGCUGUGAAUCAUCACAAGUAUAUUUUCGUUGAUGAGGCCGGUUUCAAUCUGGCAAAAACUAGACGCAGAGGACGUAACCUUAUUGGACAAAGGGCUACCAUCCAAGUCCCUGGACAACGUGGGGGAAACAUCUCAAUGUGUGCAGCUAUAUCUGAAGAUGGUGUGGUAGGCUGUAGACCAGUUCUAGGGUCAUACAACACUGAACACCUGAGUUUUUUUUAAAUGAACUGGAGCAGGCCUGUCAGGGAGAAGACAUCGUCUAUGUUGUUGUGUGGGACAAUGUCAGCUUCCACCAUGCACAGCUGGUUCAGGAAUGGUUUCAAACAUCCUCGCUUCAUCUUCUAUCUUCCACCAUAUUCCCCUUUCCUCAACCCAACUGAGGAAUUCUUCUCUACAUGGAGGUGGAAGGUGUAUGAUCGCCAUCCCCAUGAGCAUGUCUCCCUUCUUCAAGCCAUGUGUGAAGCUUGUGGUGAUAACUGCUGAGCAAUGUCAAGCCUGGAUUCGUCAUGCCAGGAGAUUUUUCCCACGGUGCCUGAACAACGAAGACAUCCACUGUGAUGUUGAUGAAAAUUUAUGGCCCAAUGUUUAUUAUUUAUGGCCCAAUGACCAGCUUCAUUAAUUGUGUAAAAGUGAUAAGAAUAAAAUAAAAUAAAA
Oreochromis aureus is the source of this 2050-nucleotide messenger RNA. RefSeq lists its product as uncharacterized. Bases 560 to 1618 code for a protein of 352 amino acids. The record is from RefSeq and is a predicted model, not a curated record. The transcript has 3 exons. Gene Ontology annotation, molecular function: nucleic acid binding. Lineage: Eukaryota; Metazoa; Chordata; Actinopteri; Cichliformes; Cichlidae.